Dovyalis caffra is the source of this 246-nucleotide messenger RNA. NCBI's taxonomy places the organism in Eukaryota, Viridiplantae, Streptophyta, Magnoliopsida, Malpighiales, Salicaceae. The record is from the annotation of a GenBank genome assembly.
AUGGGGCAUGAUGAGGUCCCUCCUGGACCUCUCCAGGGGAGAAUGGGUACUAGUACAAGACAAGUCAGCAAAGUGGAUAUUCAACGUACGUCCAAGAAUGGCCUUGCCGCCAUUCCUCAGCAAGACCUAAUUUCAAGUUCAGCCCAAAGUCAAUCUGUCUUCGGCUAUCCAGCAAGCAGCUGGAACCGGAUUGCCAUACUCAUUGGCUUCACUGAACUAUCAAUACAUCUUACACUUAUUGGCUAG